Messenger RNA from Paecilomyces variotii, 644 nucleotides. RefSeq lists its product as hypothetical. Bases 303 to 623 code for a protein of 106 amino acids. The record is from RefSeq and is a predicted model, not a curated record. The transcript has a single exon. NCBI's taxonomy places the organism in Eukaryota, Fungi, Ascomycota, Eurotiomycetes, Eurotiales, Thermoascaceae.
CGACUGUAUUCAGCUCCUGCACCCUGUGAUUUAUCUCACUGUUCAACUGCUACUACAUAUAUAACCCAGUUUCCUAAUAUGGCCUUCUUAUUCACGUCAGGUGCACUUGGAACUUCUAGAUCAUGCGCUCGUUACUGACAACUUUUCAGGUAAGUAGAUACUGCAAUUGGUAUGAUCUGAGCCUUCCCAAAACUGCAGUUUCCCUAACCGGUGGCUGCUAAGGUCCAUAACAGCCGCUGCUGGAUGGAUUUGUUUUCUCCCUUUUCUUUCUGUUACUAGUUAACUAGGUAUCGCUGACAACAAUGGAAGCCAUCCAAAAUCUCGUCGUCGUUAUGGCCGCAAUCGGCUUUGUUUUUGUUGGAGCCAAUGCUUUGGUUACCGGCAUCAAGGCCGCGAGAGCCGAGUGGGGGAGAGAGAAUCGCGUUCCGGAGAACCAGGGGGAGGGGGGGCGGACUCGCUUUUUGAUGCGAGUGUUGAACGCGGGAUACGCGUUCUUGCGUGCGGUGGCCCGUCUCGAGGCCACUAGAAGCGGGGUAGGGCCAGGUGCCCAGGGACAGGCGAUCUCUGGUGCUGUUGGUGGUGGUAGCGGUCCUGGAGGAGGAGGAGGAGGAAGAGGAGGAUAAGGGGAGGAAGAGGAGGAGGGU